UCUCCUCCCUACCUUCAACAUGUAUCAAUGGCGAUUUAGGACACAAUCAACAAAAAAGGUAAUUGACGUGAAGCUUCGAAAAGAGGAAGCAAGACGAAAGAAAGGCAGUAAACAGAAUGAGUCAAAACAAAUAUCUAGAAAAUCCAAAGUUGUGCCUGCUUCAGAUGCCAGUGCCGAGUUACUAGCAUCAAUACAAAAACGUCAAGGGGAGAAUAACCAGACAAGCAUGAGUGAAAAGUUCAAUCCUAAUGAAGAUGCAGCACUGAAGAGUGUUAUGAUGAGGGGUUUGAAUUGGUCUCCUCCUCUAAGUAAAGAACUGGUGAUGCCAGUCUUUUGUUCAACGUGAAUCAGCCC
Brassica oleracea var. oleracea is the source of this 354-nucleotide messenger RNA. Its product is annotated as probable serine/threonine-protein kinase At1g09600. The coding region runs from base 20 to 346 and encodes 108 amino acids. The transcript is spliced from 4 exons. NCBI's taxonomy places the organism in Eukaryota, Viridiplantae, Streptophyta, Magnoliopsida, Brassicales, Brassicaceae. The record is from RefSeq and is a predicted model, not a curated record.